Mirounga angustirostris (Northern elephant seal) is the source of this 1002-nucleotide messenger RNA. RefSeq names its product aurora kinase C (gene AURKC). Gene Ontology annotation, cellular component: spindle microtubule; chromosome passenger complex; spindle pole centrosome. Gene Ontology annotation, biological process: protein phosphorylation; regulation of cytokinesis; mitotic spindle organization. NCBI's taxonomy places the organism in Eukaryota, Metazoa, Chordata, Mammalia, Carnivora, Phocidae. Bases 1 to 1002 code for a protein of 333 amino acids. Gene Ontology annotation, molecular function: protein kinase activity; ATP binding. The transcript has 6 exons. The record is from RefSeq and is a predicted model, not a curated record.
AUGAAGUCGGGCGGUGUUGGGCCCGCCGCUGAAGGCGAGAGGAGCCGGGGCCGGAGAAGAGGUUGCGAAGGGCCGGUGUCCGCUGUUGGGGGUGGAGGGCGCACAGGGGGAAGCGCCGACCUCCGUCUGUCUCAGGUCGCCGCAGCAGGCCACGUGGAGCUCAGCAUCCCGCCCGCGCGGCGCCUCACAAUUGAGGACUUUGAGAUCGGGCGUCCUCUGGGCAAGGGAAAAUUUGGGAAUGUGUACCUGGCGCGGCUCAAGGAAAGCCAUUUCAUCGUGGCCCUGAAAGUCCUCUUCAAGUCCCAGAUAGAGAAGGAAGGACUGGAGCACCAGCUGCGCAGGGAAAUUGAAAUCCAGGCGCAUCUACAACACCCCAAUAUCCUACGUCUCUACAACUAUUUCCAUGACGCACGCCGCGUGUACCUGAUUCUGGAAUAUGCUCCAAGGGGUGAGCUCUACAAGGAGCUGCAAAAGAGCCGCACAUUAGAUGAACAGCACACAGCCACGAUAAUGGAGGAAUUGGCAGAUGCUCUGAUCUAUUGCCACGAGAAGAAGGUGAUUCACAGGGAUAUUAAACCAGAGAACCUACUGCUGGGAUUCAGGGGUGAGGUGAAGAUUGCAGAUUUUGGCUGGUCUGUGCACACCCCAUCUCUGAGGAGAAAGACAAUGUGUGGGACUCUGGACUACUUGCCCCCAGAAAUGAUUGAAAGGAGAACAUACAAUGAGAAGGUCGAUCUGUGGUGCAUUGGAGUCCUGUGCUAUGAGCUGCUGGUGGGAAAUCCACCCUUUGAGAGCCCUUCCCAUAAUGAGACCUACAGACGCAUCCUCAAGGUAGAUGUAAGGUUUCCCCCAUCAUUACCUUUGGGGGCCCAGGACUUGAUCUCCAAGCUUCUCAGAUACCAGCCUUCGGAGCGGCUGCCCUUGGCCCAGAUCCUGGAGCACCCCUGGGUCCGGGCCCACUCUCAGAGGGUGUUGCCUCCGUCUUUUCAGAUGGCUUCUUGA